Messenger RNA from Zootermopsis nevadensis, 3799 nucleotides. RefSeq names its product RAS p21 protein activator vap (gene vap). Gene Ontology annotation, molecular function: protein binding. NCBI's taxonomy places the organism in Eukaryota, Metazoa, Arthropoda, Insecta, Blattodea, Termopsidae. The record is from RefSeq and is a predicted model, not a curated record. Gene Ontology annotation, biological process: regulation of GTPase activity.
ACUAAUUUGUUUAAUUUCUUUCAUUUUCCUUAAGUCUGUUGUCACUGAUUGUGUGAAAUAGAUUUUUCAAAUUUAAUGAUUUCUAGUAUACUAGGUUAAGAUUUUUACCAGAAAUUGAGGAAGCAGGAAGUGCAUAUGAAAUACUGCAUAUAAAUUAAAUAGGUCUUGCGAUAGAGAGGUUGGGUCGAUCUGUGGUUGAAGCCAAGAUGGCUGAGUUUGUGAGGGGUGGACCUGUAACUGGUAUUAUUAUGCCAAAAGAAAAACUCCAAGGUUCGCCCAGUACUGGGAGUGACGAAGGACAUGAUGGUGCUAUCGGAGAAGAGUUCGAUCCCUUUUUGGCAGAUGCAGAAGAAGCGGAUGGAGCCAAUGUUUCAGCAAUUAUUGCUCCCCCAGAAAAUCAGUGGUAUCAUGGACGUUUAGACCGUUACACAGCAGAAGAACGUUUGUGGCAAGCGGCAAAAAUGGGGAGUUACUUGGUUCGCGAAAGUGACAGGAAACCGGGGUCAUACGUCUUAUCUUACCUAGGAAAGACAGGGAUAAAUCACUUCAGAAUAACUGCAGUAUGUGGUGACUUUUACAUUGGUGGGAGGCAGUUUGAUUCUUUAUCAGAUCUCAUAGGAUAUUAUACAAGUUGCUCAGACUUGUUGAAACGUGAACGUUUAAUUCAUCCAGUUCCUCCACCAGAACCUGUCAAUGACAAGAAACGGAUAGUUGCCAUUUUACCAUACACUAAAAUGCCAGAUACUGAUGAACUUAGCUUCCAGAAGGGUGAUAUUUUCUUCGUGCAUAAUGAUAUGGGAGAUGGAUGGCUGUGGGUGACAGCACAUCGCACUGGAGAGCAAGGAAUGAUCUUCCGUGACCUUGUAGAUGACCUUGAUGAGAAUAUUGAUCCAAAUACUGUGUUCAGCUGGUUUCAUCCAAAUGUGACAAAGAGUGAAGCUGUAGACAUGUUGGUUAAAGCUGGUCCAGGCAGUUUUCUUGUACGUCCAAGUGACAACUCUCCUGGUGACUAUUCCCUCUUUUUCCACAUUAACAACCAAAUUCAGCGAUUCCGUAUCGAGAAAAAAGGUGUUCGCUACCUCAUGGGUGGACGGACAUUUGAAUGUUUGGAUGCCGUUAUUAAUAGGUACAAGAAAGAACAGAUAGUAGAGGGACACACCUUAGUGUUGGCUGUUGGUCGUUCUAUGACUGAAGGUGAUGGAACUGUUAAAUCAAAAGAGGUUCAGCAUGCAGAGAAAAUCUAUGCAACCCUUCGAGAAUGCCGGGAACAGUCUGGUGUAAAGAAAAACAAAGGUAUUAAGAUGCAAGGGUACUUGAACAAGAAAAGUGAAAAAAAUAAGAAAUGGAAGUCUAUGUACUUUGUUCUUCUAGUAGAUGGGACUGAUACACAUUUAUAUUUUUAUGACAAUCCAAAGCGCACAAAACCCAAAGGAUUGAUAGAUUUAAGCUGUGCAUACCUUUACCAAGUACAUGAUAGUGUAUUUGAUCGACCCCACUGCUUCCAAUUGGUGGAACGUGCUCUCCCUUGCUUGGCAACCACAACCUAUCUGUGUGCAAAUACAGGUGACUCUGCUCAGGACUGGAUAGCUGCACUUAAACCUCUCUGUGUUACGCAGCAAACAAGGGCGCCCAAAGUACAACGACUACGUGAAUUGAGAUGUCUACAACUCCAUGUACUUGAUGCACAUAGACUGCCAUACAAAUUGGUGCCAAAUCCAUUCUGCAUUAUUUCCCUGGAUCAAGUCAAAGUGGCUCGGACAAAGGUCAAGACCGGUCCAGAUCCUGUGUGGGAUGAAGAAUUUGUAUUGGAUGAUGUUCCCCCAGACGUGCUCACUUUCACAGUGACUGUGUAUAACAAAGGCAAGAGAUCAAAAGACACAGAGGUGGCUGAGUUGACAGUGGAGCUCAGCAGUUUAACUAAUGGAGAUGAGAAUGAGGAGUGGUACACACUAUCUGGCAUUACUCCAAUUGGUGAAUGGGGUUCUCUUCGUCUGCGGACUCGCUAUCUUCAUGAUCUUAUAAUGCCUCAGGAAGAAUAUUCUCCCAUGCAGCAGCUUGUGCUGGACCCUUCUCUUGAAGUGGUUAGAGCUUUGGCUGACAUUUGUCAUCUUGACCGUGUCCCACUUGCAAACUCCUUGCUACGGAUAUUCAGGUAUGAGCGCAAGGAAGCAGACUUGCUCAAAUCACUAAAUGAGACUGAGAUCGAGAAGGAGGAGGAAACAUCAACAUUAUUUCGUGCAGCAUCACUGACAACCACACUUAUGGACCUAUAUAUGAAGUCCGUCUGUACUGGAUUUCUUCAUUCUGCCAUACAGGACACUAUCCUAAAGUUGUUGGAGUCCAAACAGUCAUGUGAGUUAAAUCCAACCAAGAUGGAGUCUCCUGAUGAUGCCUGUGCCAAUGCAGAGUUCCUACUCCAGAUUCUGGAUGAAGUUACAUUGUCAAUUUUCAUGUCGGCUGAGGCAUGUCCAAAGACUGUACGAUACAUAUGUGGCUGUUUACAACGCACAGUAAUGGGAAAAUGGCCUCAUGAACGGCUUGUCAGGACCCGUGUUGUUAGUGGUUUCAUCUUCCUUAGGUUAUUGUGUCCUGCCAUCUUACAUCCAAGACAGUUUAAUUUAAUCUCAGAACCACCACCACCUAUGGCAGCCCGCUCAUUGAUCAUGGUUGCAAAGUGUUUACAAAACUUGGCAAAUCUUGUUGAGUUUGGGGGCAAAGAACCCUAUAUGGAAGUUGUCAACCCAUUCAUACUUAAAAACAAGGAACGUAUGGUUGUAUUCCUGGAUCAGCUAUCUAAUUUGACAGAGAAGCCAGAACCAGAAGAGACACGGAUAAAAGGUGAUCCUGCCCGUGACCUAGGCACAUUGCACCACAUUUGUGUUUCUCACCUGAAGGAAUUGCAGGCACUCAGUAAAACUCAAGCCACUAUAAAGAAAUUGGUUACAGUUACUGAAAUGUUAAGCAAACAUAAACAGAAGUACUUGGAAAUGAUAAGAUAGUUGCUUGAGCGAACACAAGGACUUGGUCAGUACUCAGUAUGGUGGACUGAAGUGAUUUAUUCAUUGAGAUUAUGGCCACAGUGCUACAUGAAGUUCCAUUGCCACAAGUAUGGACAGAUCAGCCGUGUGCAGUAUACAUCAUUUCCAUAUUAUGUAGGACCAAAGAAUGCAAAUGUGAAGUGUACAGGAAAGAAGACUUCUAUUGCAGAGAGCAGCUUCUGUGCAUUGCAUUUUCCCCUGCCAAAUUUAGUACAUACAGGUAUGCUCACUUAUAGUUUUGUUCUUUGAUAAGAAGGAAGGUUCCAACAUGGUUAACAAAGUAUGUAAUGUGUUCAUAAUCUACACAGGAAAAUAUUUGGAAUAUUGCCUCAGUGCUGUCAAACGAUUCCUAUGUAUUUUUAGUGCUUCUAUAUACAUAAAAGACUUCAAUAUUGGUAGGUAGUGUAUACUUACCCACGUGAAGAAAGUUUUUUUAUUACCAUGUUUUUGUAAUUCAUGUUUCAUAGAGUGUGAAUGGUCUGAAUGUGCUAUUUGGAAUAUAUUAUAAGUGAUGAUGUAAAUAUUUUGGUGCAUAUUACCUCAUGCAUUUUGUACAGCAAAGAUUUACAUUUAAUUUCAUUAAUGGACGAUAGGUAGUUGAUAUUUAUGUAUAUGGGUUGUAUGGAAUAUCUUAUGAGUUUCCAGGUAUUAAUAUUUCUACUACCUACUGUGCUGUGUCUCAAGUGUUACUUAUAGUUCUUUCUAGAAGAAAGAAACACCACUAUAGUACAUGUAAAAUAAAGGCGGACUUUUUAUGAAAA